CUAAUCAGAUCUGCAGCAUAAUGAAUUGAUUUAAUUAACAGGGGAAUCCGCGGCGCUUCUCUGGGAAAAAGAAAAGAAGAAGAAGAAGGGGGGGGUGUAAAAAAAAAGGAAAAGGAAAGCUCGUGCACGCACACAACGAGCGCGCGCCUGCGUUGCCUGUGUGUGCGUGCGCGCUCGCGGGCGCGCGCUCGCGUGCAUUUAUCCGAGCGAGCGCGUGGAGCACCGAGCGCAUAAAUUGUGCGCGCGAAAGGGGCAGAACGGCAGGCGCGAGCGAUGCGUUUCAACCGCUCUGUCAUCUCCUACAUACAAUCGGGAUUUCUUCUUUCCCCCCGCCCUUCCUUUUUCUUUCCAGCACCACCGGAUCCGGUUCGGUUGUGUUUUCGUUUUGUUGUUGUUUGUUUUUUCCCCUUGUUGAAGUUUUAGGUUUUGCUCGGAUCGGAAUGUAGCCGUCACGCGCAUGUCUCGGGGGUGUUUUUUUCUGUUUGCACGACUUGGCGGAUGUGUGCACGACCGGAGAACCUCACAGCACCUCAGAGAACCUUACAGAACCUUACAGAACCUUACAGAACGUGACUGAAACGGAACAGCACGACGCACGCAUACACACACGCGCGCACACGCGCGAAGCCUGCAGCAGCAGCAGCACGCGGACCCUUUUUUCUAUGAUCGUUUUCAUUAUUUUAUUUUAAAAAUCCAGAGAGAGAGAGAGAGAGAGAGAGAGAGAGAGAGAGAGAAGGGGGAGAGAGAGACAGAUAGAUAGGAGAAGAAGAAGAGAACCCUGCUGGAUCCGAGAGCGGAGCGUCCUGAGCCGGACUCCUCCUCAUUCCUCAGGACCAUGGUGUUAGACAAGGAAGAGGGAGUUCCGAUGCUCUCCGUCCAGCCCAAAGGCAAACAGAAGGGCUGCGCUGGCUGCAACCGCAAGAUUAAAGACCGCUACCUGCUCAAGGCGCUGGACAAAUACUGGCACGAAGACUGCUUGAAGUGCGCGUGCUGCGACUGCCGCCUGGGCGAGGUUGGCUCCACCCUCUACACCAAAGCCAAUCUCAUCCUCUGUCGCAGGGACUACCUGAGGCUCUUCGGGACGACGGGGAACUGCGCAGCCUGCAGUAAACUGAUCCCCGCGUUUGAGAUGGUGAUGAGGGCCAGAGAUAAUGUUUACCAUUUGGACUGCUUUGCCUGUCAGCUGUGCAACCAGAGGUUCUGCGUAGGCGACAAGUUUUUCCUAAAGAACAACAUGAUCCUGUGUCAGAUGGACUAUGAGGAGGGCCAGCUCAACGGCAGCUUCGAGACGCAGGUCCAAUAACGCCAACCUGAUGGAGGCAGCAGCACACACACACACACACACACACACACACACACACACACACACACACACACAGAGAGAGAGAGGGAGGCAUGUCUGUCUGCAAUACUUUUUACAGUAAGAGAAGCCCUCGUCGGUCCUUCAGGA
Molecule: messenger RNA, 1450 nt
Organism: Ictalurus furcatus (blue catfish)
Lineage: Eukaryota; Metazoa; Chordata; Actinopteri; Siluriformes; Ictaluridae
Gene: lmo1
Product: LIM domain only 1
Exons: 4
Coding region: 836-1303 (155 amino acids)
Biological process (GO): positive regulation of transcription by RNA polymerase II
Cellular component (GO): nucleus
Molecular function (GO): transcription coactivator activity; DNA-binding transcription factor binding
Source: RefSeq, a predicted model, not a curated record